AUGGCUCUUUGCUCCCCUUAUCGUAUAUUGGUCAAGCACUUGGCUAGGUUAGCAUCAGAUCACUGCCCUAUCCUACUCAACCUCUUUGAAUGUAAAGCUGAUUUCAAAAAACUGAUACGUUUUGAAGACAUUUGGAUAUCAAAUCCAGCCUCUUCUGCAUUGGUUAAGAAGGUUUGGAUGAAGCACACAGCUGGAGAUUAUAGUCAAAUCCUUAAUCUGAAAUUGAGAAAAACUUUGAAAGCUCUUUUUUACUGGAAUAAGGAGAAUAAUAUAAGUUUGCUUAACUCCAAAGAGAUAAUCCUUGGUGAUAUCCUGAAAUUGCAAGAUAGAGAAUGCAAAGACGGUUUGUUAUCAGAUGAAGAUUCAUGGCUCCUUAAAUCCAAAGUUUCUGAAUAUAAUUAUGUAUUAGCCAAAAUCAACACUUGGUGGAGACAAAGAGCUAAAAUCAAAUGGGCAACCCAAGGGGAUAGCAAUACAAAAUUCUUUCACACUUUUGCAAGUGCUAGGAAGAUUGCCAACUUCAUCAAUUAUAUUAUUAAUAACAACGGCCAGUUGGUUGAAGAUCAACACCAAAUUGAAGACUCUAUAGUAAGUUUUUUUGAAAACAAAUGGAGAGACAGGACUUGCAACUUUGAUGGUUGGCCCAAUCCAAUAUCUCAACUGAAUGAAGAAGAAGCUUUCAGCCUCAAUACAGAAUUCAGCUUGAUGGAAUUGGAAACUAUUUUCAUGCAAGCAGGCAAUUUCACAGCUCCUGGAUUUGAUGGUUCCAUUGCCUGGAAAAUUAUCAAAGAUGGAGGUGCUUCACUUAAGCCAAUUGUUAGAUGGGAGAUAGCUAAUGGAAGACUUACAAAUGUUUACAGUGACAUUUGGAUAUUGGAUAAAACACUAAACAAAUGGCCUACAUUUGUUAAUUCUUUACUUCACGAAGAUACCAAUGUGGAUAAAUUAAUCUCUGGUAAUUUAUGGAAUUCUGCUGAACUUAAUGCUUACUUCGGCAAAGAGUUGGUGGAUCUGAUUUGUUAA
Messenger RNA from Dendrobium catenatum, 1023 nucleotides. RefSeq lists its product as uncharacterized. The record is from RefSeq and is a predicted model, not a curated record. The transcript is spliced from 2 exons. NCBI's taxonomy places the organism in Eukaryota, Viridiplantae, Streptophyta, Magnoliopsida, Asparagales, Orchidaceae. The coding region runs from base 1 to 1023 and encodes 340 amino acids.